Molecule: messenger RNA, 2552 nt
Organism: Python bivittatus (Burmese python)
Lineage: Eukaryota; Metazoa; Chordata; Lepidosauria; Squamata; Pythonidae
Gene: SERPINF2
Product: serpin family F member 2
Biological process (GO): negative regulation of endopeptidase activity
Molecular function (GO): serine-type endopeptidase inhibitor activity
Source: RefSeq, a predicted model, not a curated record
AAGUUCAUACGGGAAAUGAUUCUACCAGGAAACAGGCCGCUUCCCCCCAAAGGUCGGGGGGGAUAACGGGUGGAGAGAGAAAGAGGUCCAGCUCCCAAACUGGGUCAGCCACAGCCCGUGCCUCUCGGUGCCAGGGCUGGUGCCCUGGGUCUUACAGGCAAGGAGAACAGGAGGGGGGUCCCUGGAGCAAGAGCCGGGGACCCUGCAGCGCAUAAGGUCAGCGCAGUCGGUCUUCCCUCCCACAGCCCCCCUCCACUUCCUGAUGGCUCUGCUGCUGUGGGUGCUGCUGGUGGCCUGCUCGCCUGCUCUGUGUGCUGGGCAGUCCCAGGCCCCGUUUGCUCACGCCUUGGACUGGGAUGAAGCUGCUCAGAGGAACGUUCUGCUGGCCUACUCCGAGGAGGUACUCCAGAAAGAGGCUCUACCACCGGCUGACUUUCUGCCUGAGGCAGGACCUGAAUCCGAGUCCCGGCUGGCUGUUCUGGGCCCCACAAAGUUGCCUCCCCCUAUUCCAGAUGAAGCUGGCAGCCCGGGGCACCUGGUUUCAGAUGGGUCCAAAGGGCUGGGAGGACACCCAAACUCUCUCGAGACAGGAGGAGGAGGAGGAGGAGCAAGGCUGCGAGGACAGCGCCCUUUCCCCGAGCGUGCACAAGAUCGCCUGGGCCAUGAGGGCGCUGGGGGUGGACCUGCUGCGAGAGCUGGAGGCCGAGCAGAGCAAGGACAACACUCUCUUCUCGCCCCUCAGCCUCAGCCUGUCCCUCGCCCACCUAGCUCUAGGAGCAGCCAACCAGACCCAGAAGCGCCUCCUCGAGGUCCUCCACAUGGACUCCGUGCCGUGCCUCCACCAAGCGCUGCGUCGCGUCUCUCGGCGCCUCCACGAGACGGCCCUCAGCAUAGCAGGCCGCCUUUACCUGGAGAAAGGGUUCCCGAUCAAGGAGAAGUUCCUGAAGGAGUCCCAGAGAUUCUAUGGGGUAAAGCCAGCCGUGCUCUCUGGGAACAGCGAGGCUGACCUUGCAGCCAUCAACAGCUGGGUGGAAGAAGCAACGAACGGGCAGAUUUCCACCAUGCUCACCGAGUUGCCUCCCAGUGUCGUGAUGGUCCUUCUCAACGCGGUGUAUUUCCAAGGCUUCUGGAAGACCAAGUUCGACCCACUCCUGACAGAACCAAGCAUGUUCCACCUGGACGAUGAGUUUGCGGUCUCUGUGGAGAUGAUGAAGGAGCAGGAGUACCCCCUAAGCUGGUUUAGCAUGGAGCCCCUGAAUGGGCAGGUUGCCAAGUUCCCCUUUAAGGGCAACACCACCUUCGUGGCCAUCAUUCCAAGCCACCACGAGAGGAACUUCUCUCAGUUUCUGUCUGAGGUCCUCCAGGUCAACCUAGAAACAUCCUUCCCCGAGGAGAGGUCCACCAUGGUGAAGAUGCCAAAGCUGCAUUUGCAGGACCACACGGACCUCAACCAGGCCUUAAUUCGGUUAGGUCUUGGCGAGCUGUUUUCUUCCCCAGAUCUCCGCCCCAUUGCUGAGGGACCCCUCCUUGUCUCCAGUGUCCAGCAUCAAGCCACCCUGGACCUUGCGGAGGCUGGAGUGCAGGCAUCAGCGGCCACCAGCGUGGUGGCCUACCGCUCCUUCUCUGCUUUCUGCCUUGACCAGCCCUUUAUCUUCAUGAUCCUGGAGAAGACCACAGGAGUCCCCCUUUUCUUUGGCAGCAUCCGGAACCCCAACCCAGGGGCUCCCCGGCAGAAGAAAACAAAGGGCUUCCCGCUAAGUGAGGAGAAGGAAGGCCUGCCUUUCACUUACCAGCCAGACCCCUGGAAGCCCUGAGUGGCCGCAGCUUUCCAGAAGUCCUCUUCCAAGGCCACACACAAGAGUUUUGCCCCCCCCGCUGGCGUCUCGGGAAUGGGGUGGAUUCCACCCCCAGUCCGGCUUAAAACAGAGGCAGCCGGGGUGAUAGCUGGCCUCCCUCAGCCACUAGCGGGCAUUGGGGUGGAAUCCCACCCCUCCGCUUGCCACACACCUGUGUCUCAUCUGGGAAUUAAGAGACUCCCCCCACCCCGCCCGCAACUGGAGGAACCCAUUGGCCCGGACCCCACCAAACUGAUUUCCCCUUGGCCUUCCUCAGUUCUUUCCUUGGCCUCAAAGCCAAGGGCGGAGGAGUCAGGGCAAUUAACCUGAUUAACCCUAAUCAGGAGUUAGCCAGACUGAGCCCGUUCUGCCCCAGAAGCCCCUAGUCAGUCCAAGAAGCACAUGGGGCCACCCCCUUCCAAAGACGCCCCCCUCCCUCCCGCUUGUCAUUGUGUCAGAAGCCACAGAUGGAAUGGUAAUAAUGAUUUAAAGGCCUCACAACAACCCUGCGAGGUUGGGAUAUAGACCACCUAACAAAGCUGUCCUAAGAUCCUCAGAUCAUAAUCCAGUUCAAAAUUGUCCUUUCUCUUCAUGCUUGUAAAACCUUAAGUGUAGAUAAGAUGCACAAUUAUGCAGCUAAAGUUUAAAAAAAAGGAAGAGUCAGCACUGAAAAUUGUAAGGGGAAUAAUUAAAAAUAAAACUGCUAAUAUCGUGAUA